This is a messenger RNA of Epinephelus fuscoguttatus (brown-marbled grouper), 1845 nucleotides long. RefSeq names its product solute carrier family 23 member 1-like. Gene Ontology annotation, cellular component: membrane. The transcript has 12 exons. Gene Ontology annotation, biological process: transmembrane transport. The record is from RefSeq and is a predicted model, not a curated record. Bases 1 to 1845 code for a protein of 614 amino acids. Gene Ontology annotation, molecular function: transmembrane transporter activity. Lineage: Eukaryota; Metazoa; Chordata; Actinopteri; Perciformes; Serranidae.
AUGGCUUCAGAGAAGCGAAACAGUCUUGCAUUUGAUAUAGAUGUCAAUGAUCAACAAAGAGAAAAUGAGGGAAAGACACGUUGGAGCAGUUGUGCGACAGAGGAAGACAGAAAUAAACCAACCUACUGUGUGACUGAUGUUCCCCCAUGGUACCUGUGCAUUUUCCUGGCCAUCCAGCAUUACCUGACAUCAUUCGGUGGAAUGAUCUCCAUCCCCCUCGUUCUCUCGGAGGGGCUGUGUCUGCAGCACGACAGUCUGACCCAGAGUCGCCUCAUCAACACCAUUUUCUUCUCCUGCGGCCUGAUCACCCUGCUGCAGGUCACAUUCGGUGUCAGGCUUCCUAUUCUACAGGGGGGCACAUUUGCUUUGGUGACCCCUGCCAUGGCCAUGUUGUCCAUGCCAGAGUGGAAGUGCCCAGCUUGGACCCAGAAUGCCAGUCUGGUCAACACCUCCUCACCUGUCUUCAUAGAAGUGUGGCAGACCCGCAUGAGAACACUGCAGGGCUCUAUCAUGGUGGCCUCUCUCCUCCAGAUCCUGGUCGGUUUCUCUGGCCUCAUCGGCCUUCUCAUGCGCUUCAUCGGGCCUUUAACCAUCGCCCCCACGGUCUCCCUCAUAGGCCUGUCACUGUACGACUCAGCCGGAGCCAAGGUUGGCAGCCACUGGGGCAUCUCUGCUAUGACCACAGCGCUGAUCAUCCUGUUCUCCCAGUACCUCCGUCUCAUACCAGUUCCUGUUCCUACAUAUAGCAAAGCCAAGAAACUGCACACUUCAAAAUUCUAUAUCUUCCAGACAAUGCCUAUUCUGCUGGGCAUCAUGGUCUCAUGGUUAGUCUGCUACCUCCUCACCAUCUAUGACGUCCUACCGUCUGAUCCAGCUCAAUAUGGCCACGUGGCUCGCACUGAUGUGAAGGGAGAUGUAGUGAAUGAAGCCUCCUGGUUCACAUUUCCUUAUCCAGGUCAGUGGGGCAUGCCAGCCGUGAGCCUGGCAGGUGUGUUUGGCAUGAUGGCUGGAAUAAUAUGCUCCAUGGCAGAGUCUGUGGGCGACUACCACUCAUGUGCCAGGCUGUCAGGGGCCCCUCCUCCCCCCAAGCACGCCAUCAACCGGGGUAUUGGUGUUGAAGGGCUCGGCUGUUUGUUGGCGGGGGCCUUUGGCACAGGCAACGGCACUACCUCCUUUAGUGAGAACGUGGCUGCCCUGGGUAUCACCAAGGUGGGCAGCCGAACGGUGAUUUUUCUGUGUGGAGUUUUCAUGAUUUUGGUAGGAAUGGUGGGUAAAAUUGGAGCCGUCUUCACCACCAUCCCGACCCCUGUGGUGGGAGGGAUGUUUCUGAUCAUGUUUGGAGUCAUAAGUGCAGCAGGAAUUUCCAACCUGCAGACCACAGACAUGAAUUCCUCCAGGAAUAUAUUUAUUUUUGGUUUCUCCAUGUUUUCUGCACUCGUCAUUCCGAACUGGUUAAUGAAGAAUCCUGAUUUCUUAGAUACAGGGGUUAGAGAGGUCGACCAAGUGUUACACAUAUUGCUGACCACCCACAUGUUUGUGGGGGGGUUUCUUGGCUUCUUCCUAGAUAACACAAUCCCUGGGACCAAACGUGAGCGGGGCCUUUUACCCAGGGACGAAGAACAUCUUGAGGACUCUAGCUGCAGCUUGGAAACUGAAGAGGUGUAUGACCUCCCCUUUGGCAUAACCUCUUGCCUCUCGUCCCAGUCUUGGGUUCGUUACAUCCCUUUCUGCCCGUGGAAAGGCUACAGGUCUGAGUACAGGUCGGAAGAGAACAAUAUGCCACAGAGCCAGGAGAGCAAUCAACUACCUAACGGCAUUGGGGUCAUUAAAGAAUCUGCUUUCUAG